AAAAGUACAUUUUUUUCGCUUUUAUACAUCGUUGUGUGGAGUUAAUAAACUACAAAACAUAUAUAUAUAAUAUUUAUAUAUAUAUAGAUAUAUUAGUAUUUUAUAUAUUCGCCGGAGAUGCCUACGCCGGUUAAUGUUGCCAGGCAAUGCUUAACGCCAGAGGCAGCCCAUGCGCUCGACGAGGCGGUAGCAGUCGCGCGCAGGCGUGGACACGGCCAAACGACGUCGCUUCACGCUGUGUCUGCCCUCCUUUCCCUCCCCUCGUCCACCCUACGCGAUGCCUGCGCGCGUGCGCGUAGCUCCGCUUACUCGCCCCGCCUCCAAUUCAAGGCUCUGGAGCUGUGCCUGAGCGUCUCACUCGACCGAGUACCCUCGACCCAACUUGCCGACGACCCGCCUGUGUCGAACUCGCUCAUGGCCGCGAUAAAGCGCUCCCAAGCCAACCAAAGAAGACAACCCGAGAAUUUCCAUCUCUACCAUCAGAUUCCGCAGCAGUCUUCGAUUUCCUGCGUGAAAGUGGAGCUCCAGCAUUUGCUUCUAUCGAUUCUCGAUGACCCGGUAGUGAGCCGGGUUUUCGGUGAAGCGGGCUUUCGGAGCUCCGAAAUCAAGCUCGCCAUCGUUCGACCACUCCCUAACCUCCUCGGAUACUCGCGCUCCAGAGGUCCACCUUUGUUUCUCUGCAAUUUGAGCGAGUAUUCGGACACGGGGCGUCACGGCUUCACUUUUCCUUUCUCGGGUUUCCCCGGGUUUUGCGGCGGAGACGAGAAUUGUAGACGGAUUGCGGAGGUUAUGGACAGGAAUAAGGGAAGGAAUCCUCUGCUUGUGGGUGUAUGUGCUUACAGUGCACUCCAAAGCUUCACAGAAGCAAUAGAAAAAAGAAAGGACAGCGUUUUGCCAGUGGAACUCUCUGGGUUGAAUACAAUUUGCAUUGAAAACGAUGUCUCAGAGUUCGUUACCGAGAAUUUUGAUAAAGGGUCUCUGAGUUUGAAGUUUGAGGAGGUGAGUUCGAAGGUGGAGCAGAGUUUGGGACCUGGGUUGGUGGUGAAUUUCGGAGACUUGAACGCAUUUGUAGGUGGUGACGAUGCCGCGGGUGAAGCAGCAGGCUAUGUCGUUGACCAACUCACUAGGUUAUUGGAGCUUCAUGCAGGGAGAGUGUGGUUGAUUGGUGCCGCCGCGAGUGACGAGUCGUAUAGGAAGUUUUUGCGUAAAUUUCCAUCAGUCGAGAAGGACUGGGACUUGCAGCUUCUUCCCAUCACUUCUCUCAGGCCGCCUUCCAUGUCUGAGUCAUACCCCAAGUCCAGCUUGCUGGGGUCAUUUGUUCCAUUUGGUGGGUUCUUUUCAACACCUUCUGACUCAAAGGUUCCGUUGAGUAGCUCAUAUCGAUGUGUUCCCCGCAGUCUUCAGUGCAAUGAAAAAUGUAAGCCAGAAGUAAUUGCCGUUUCAAAGGGAUGUUGCACUACUUCAGUUGCAGAUCACUACAAAUCUAGCUCGCCUUCUUGGUUGCAGAUGACUGAACUUGGCUCUAACAUGGGACUGGAUAUGAAGAUCAAAGAUGAUGGAGCGGUAUUGAAUGCCAAAGUCAUCGGAGUGCAGAAGAAAGGGGACAAUAUAUGCCAGCAUCUCCAACACACACAACUAUUCCCUGAAGCAAACAAGUUUCCAACUAUCUUGGGCUUUCGAUUUGUUGAAGACAAGAAGGAAAACACUGAUAAUCACAGUAGCAAUAAUACCGAUGCAGCUUCAAAUGAAACAAACUGCGUGAAAGUGGAUUCAUGCAUGUCCAUGGAUGUACUAAAGAUUGCUACAUUACAAUCAAGCAAUCCUUUUCCUGUGGUUAGCAAGGCUAAGAAUGAGCGUUUGCUAUCGGAACAAUGCAAACCACCUUCAACAAUUGAAGAUCUUGAGUCAGGUGGUCUCUAUUCUCUUCCUUGCAGUUUAUCCAAUUCAAGUGUGGGUGAUGGUAGUCGAACCUCUCCCACAUCUGCAACUUCUGUCACAACCGAUUUAAGACUGGGAAUAUGCUUUUCUCCCAUUAAUAAUAAGCCAAAGAAAUGUAUACAGAAAAAUGUAAUAAAUCUUUCACGGGACAUCUCAGGGAACAUCUCUAAUCAUCCCACUCAAUCUUCCUGCUGCUCAAGUCCUGACUAUGGUGGACAGUUUGACCCAAGAGAUCUCAAGACGCUAUUAAGAGCAUUGACUGAGAGGAUCGGCUGGCAAGAUGAAGCCAUAGCCUGCUGCCGAGCAAUUACUGAAAAACGGCAUAGAGAAAGUCUGAGGACGAAUAUAUGGCUCCAUUUUAUUGGACCUGACAGAUUUGGUAAGAAGAAAAUUGCUCUUGCCCUUGCUGAGAUAUUUUAUGGAAGCCGGGAACAAUUUAUUUGUGUCGAUCUGAGUCCCCUUGAUGGGAUAAUCUAUACAAACACAAACUUUCAUUGCCAAGAAAUGAAUGGUUAUGAUAUAAAAUUCAGGGGGAAGACUCUUCUUGACUAUCUUGCGGGGGAGUUACGCAAGAAACCCUUGUCUGUAGUCUUCCUUGAAAGUGUAGAUAAAGCUGAUGUGAUAGCUAGGAAUAGUUUGUCUCAGGCCAUUCGGACUGGUAAACUUUCGGACUCACAUGGAAGAGAAAUCAGCAUUAAUAAUGCGAUAUUUGUGACAACUUCAACAUCCUCAAAGGGAACGAGUCUUGGCAGAAUCAGGAAAAAACCCUCAAACUACUCUGAGGAAAGAAUUUUUGGAGCAAAAUGCUGGCCGAUGCAGAUAAGAAUUGAACAAGCCUUUGUAGAUAGCACAAAAAACCAAAACAUGAAUGCAUUGGAUACAGUGAGAAAAGAAGUAUCCAAUCCAAUCUUUGUGAACAAAAGGAAGCUUAUUGGUGGCAAUGACUCUCUGGAGCAGUCAGAAAUCUCAGAAAUGGCCAAACGGGUGCACAAGGGAUCAAGUAGGUACCUAGAUUUGAACCUUCCAGCUGAAGAGUAUGAAGCUUGUGAUUCUGAUGAGUUGAACUCGGAGGAUUCCAUCUUUGAGAACUCCAAUGCUUGGUUACAAGAUUUUUGUGAUCAGGUGGAUGAAACCGUGGUUUUCAAGCCAUUUGAUUUUGUUGCACUUACCGAGAAAGUAUCAAGGGAGAUAAAGAAGUGCUUCUCCAAGAUUGUUGGCUCUGACUGUUUGCUAGAGAUUGACUCUAAAGUCAUGGAUCAAUUGCUUGCAGCUGCAUACAUAUCAGACGGGAGCAGUGUGGUGGAGCAUUGGGUGGAGCGAGUCCUCAGCAGGGCAUUUGCAGAAGUUCCCAAAAGAUACAGCCUCACAGCUCAUUCUGUUGUGAAACUAGCUUCUUGUGAGGGCCUUUGUUUUGAGGAGCUAGCACUUGGAGUUUGCCUUCCGCCAAGAAUUAUUCUUAAUUGAUGUAUCACAAAAGCUUAUUAGUGUAAGUAGACGUAUAGGUAUAACCAUUUAGCAUCUAGUAGCCUUUGUUUAGCCUGUUAAUCCCAUAAUUUUGUUGGGUCCUUUUUUUAUGUUUCUUUUUUCCAGGUUAUGGUUGUGUGUGAUAUGUAAUCUGAGGCUCGUGCUUUUGGGGUUAUAUUUUAUGUACUAAAUUCAGUUGUCUGGUUUCUCCUGUGCUAAAUUUUGAUCCUCAA
Molecule: messenger RNA, 3635 nt
Organism: Juglans regia (Persian walnut)
Lineage: Eukaryota; Viridiplantae; Streptophyta; Magnoliopsida; Fagales; Juglandaceae
Product: protein SMAX1-LIKE 6
Exons: 3
Coding region: 118-3402 (1094 amino acids)
Molecular function (GO): ATP binding; ATP hydrolysis activity
Source: RefSeq, a predicted model, not a curated record